Chaetomium fimeti is the source of this 2022-nucleotide messenger RNA. RefSeq names its product T-complex protein 11-domain-containing protein. The coding region runs from base 1 to 2022 and encodes 673 amino acids. The record is from RefSeq and is a predicted model, not a curated record. Lineage: Eukaryota; Fungi; Ascomycota; Sordariomycetes; Sordariales; Chaetomiaceae. The transcript has a single exon.
AUGUCGACUCACAGGAGACAGGAUUCUGGGGAGGAGCCGAUACCCACCGAAACCGCCCCGGAAACACGGGCGCCGCCUGCCGAAUCAGAGAAGGUUGAGCUGUCUCGGCCGCCACAAGACCUGCCCAGGGGAUCUCGGAAGCUCAGUCAGAGUGCAUCAGAGCGGGGCACGCGGGUAGUCACCCCUACGCAGGGGCUUUCGAGGAAUCCGUCCACAUGCUCAAACAACAGCGCGAGCGCGAGGCCGCAAGCGGAAUACCUCCCCGCACGCACACCAGGACUGGAACAGCGCCCGCCACCGCCCACAUCUCAGCCCAGCCUACCUGAGAGCUUCCAGCUUGAGCCCCCAGUCACCAAGGCGACCCUCAGCGAACUGGACGUACAGAAGAUUGUACACAACCCCAAGCUUCGUCACGAUAUCAACUUUGAUCCCGAAUUGCACUUCAGGCCGAAUCUGGAUGGCGACAAGGGGAGGAGGAAGCAAGAAAAGGCCAAUCAGUUCUGGAACGCCCUGUAUGACCAGCUGGUCCUGUUUGUCAUGGACAGGGAGACGUUCCACGCGAGGUACGGCCACGGGGAUUGGUGCCUUCCGGUGCUGCUCAGGGCAGUUAGGGAAAUCAUCGAGACGUUGGUGCCGCAGCGGGAUCGGAAUCUCCUCAACGAGGGGUUGAACGUGGACCUGCUGAUGCAACAGUUUAACCGGGGCGUCGCUGAUCUCGAGAAGCUGGCGUCUUGGUUGGCAAGCGUUCUCAAGCUCCACUGCGCCCCAAUGCGCGACGAGUGGGUCGACGAGAUGUACCAGGAGCUGAGCAACGGGAACCGCAACAACGACAUGACGGAGCUGGUCAAGGGGAUGCGCAGCCUGCUCAGCGUGCUGGAGGCCAUGAAGCUCGACGUUGCGAACCACCAGAUCCGGUGCCUGCGCCCGGUGCUCAUUGAGGAUACCGUCCACUUUGAGCAGCGCUUCUUCGUGAGGAAGAUGGAGUCACGGAAGCUGAGCAUCGCGCCGUCCAGGUUGUGGUACCGGGCAGCCCUCGAGUUCACCGAGCGGCUGUACGAGGGCGCCCCCAUGCCUUACCUGGCCGCGUUUGGCGAGAUGUCUGUCUUCUUCGAGGCUCUCUCGAGGCUCGUUCUCCCGUCGACCUGCCACAAGGCGGUCCCGCCCACGUUCGUCUUCGACGACGACCGGAUCCUCAAGCUUCGCUCCGAUUUGCACGACAGCAUCUGCCUGGAGGUCUGCAUGCGAAAGUUCGAGGAGCUGGAGCGCCUGUCGAGGGCGACACAGAUGUGCCUCCGGGUUCCGUCGUACGUCAACGAGGACUUGACCAACAACCGGUCCUCGGGCGACUUCAACUUCAUGGCCGCCGGCACAUCCCGCCCCACUAGCCUGGCCUUCAGCGACGGCAGCUCCAACUUCUCGUCGCCCCGGAAUUCGGGCGGUCUCUUCGCACAGCCCGCCUCGGACUCGGCCGACUCUCGUUCCCGGGGGUCGGAGCUCUACAGCUCGCUCCUCGCUCUCCUUCACACCGCGCCCAGCGCCUGCAGCCCCGCCGAGCGGUGGCAGGGCCUCGUGGGGCCGAUGGCCCUGCAGAUCCUGCGUUACGCCAACGCGCCUCCCUCGUUGCCCGGAUUCGAGAAUCAGCUAGCGGCGUGCCUGGGCGAUAUGAACUCGGACCUAUUCCGCGAGGUCGAGUCGCACUUCCAGCAGCGGCUGAUUUCCGAGACGGCGCGCCGUGUCGUCGAGCUCAAGGGCUUGUCGGGCGUUGCCCUGUUCUCGCACGCGACCGCGGGACGCGGCCACACCUGCCGCCACAUGGACUCUCGGAGGAGUGACAACGGCCAGCGCGCCAGCGGCCUGCUCGGUGGUGACGCCCCGCGCGAGCCCCGCGAUGAUGCCUGCGUCGACGAUAUGGCGCUCCGGCUCGCGCACAUGGGGGUGCUGCACUGGCGCGUGUGGGCGCCGAUUGCGUACGAGGGCGAUAUCGAGAGCGAGUUGAGCGCCAUGCAAAACUCGAUGAUCUAA